This is a messenger RNA of Rosa chinensis, 4016 nucleotides long. Its product is annotated as myosin-11. Lineage: Eukaryota; Viridiplantae; Streptophyta; Magnoliopsida; Rosales; Rosaceae. Gene Ontology annotation, molecular function: microfilament motor activity; ATP binding; actin filament binding. Bases 284 to 3721 code for a protein of 1145 amino acids. Gene Ontology annotation, biological process: pollen tube growth; vesicle transport along actin filament; actin filament organization. The transcript has 29 exons. Gene Ontology annotation, cellular component: actin cytoskeleton; myosin complex; vesicle. The record is from RefSeq and is a predicted model, not a curated record.
GGCGCGAAGAGACUGAGAGAGAGCCACAAGAAUGUCGAAACUCCGGGACGUUCGAAGACCGCCACUUCCACAAACCAAGCGACACCACGACAACAACAACAACAACAACACCCCUAAACCAACAACAAACACCAUCACACUAAUCAGCUCGUGCAACUUUUCGUUUCCCACUCUAAAUCUUCAUCCUCCUGGAUGACAAAUCGGACCCACACUCGUUCAAGCUAAAUGGAUUGCCAUUCCUAUACGCCACGACCUCUACGUUUCUGGGUUUGAAUCGAUCAGGAUGAGCAAGCCAGUGACCAUUGUUGUUGGUUCUCAUGUCUGGGUGGAGAACGCGGAAUUAAUUUGGACUGAUGGAGAAGUACUAAAGAUUAAUGGAGAGGAAGCUGAGAUUAGAACUAGCGAUGAGAAUACGGUUACUGCAAAGGUGUCAAAGUUACACCCGAAAGAUACAGAAAUUCCUGCUGGUGGAGUUGAUGACAUGACUAAGUUAUCAUAUUUGCAUGAACCUGGAGUGCUUCACAAUUUGGCAACCAGAUAUGAAAUCAGUGAAAUUUAUACUUACACUGGAAACAUUCUCAUUGCCGUCAAUCCAUUUCAAACUCUUUCACAUCUGUAUGAUGCUUCUAUGAUGAAAAAGUACAGUGGAGUGCCAUUUGGAGAACUUAGCCCCCAUGUUUUUGCAAUAGCUGAUGCUGCAUACAGGGAAAUGGUUAAUGAGGGAAAGAGCAACUCUAUUCUGGUUAGCGGUGAAAGCGGAGCUGGUAAGACUGAAACAACUAAAAUGCUAAUGCGCUACCUUGCCUACUUGGGUGGCAAUGCUGCAGCUGAAGGACGGACUGUUGAACAACAAGUUUUAGAAUCAAAUCCAGUUCUUGAAGCAUUUGGUAAUGCCAAGACUGUUAAAAAUAACAAUUCCAGCCGCUUUGGGAAGUUUGUUGAGAUUCAAUUUGAUAAUCGUGGUAGAAUAUCAGGGGCAGCCAUCAGGACUUAUCUCCUAGAGAGAUCUCGUGUUUGCCAAAUAUCUGAUUUUGAGCGUAACUAUCACUGUUUUUAUCUCCUGUGUGCUGCUCCGGAGAAGGAGAGAGAGAAAUAUAAGUUGGUGGAUCCUCGAUCAUAUCACUAUCUUAAUCAAUCAAGUUGCUAUGAAUUGGUUGAUAUCGAUGAUGCUCAGUUUUAUCUCUCUACUAGGAGAGCCAUGACUGUUAUUGGAAUAAGCGAAGUAGAACAGGAAGCUAUUUUCAGAGUUGUGGCAGCAAUUCUUCAUCUUGGAAAUAUUGAUUUUGCCAAUGGGGAAGAUCAUGAUUCAUCCGUCAUAAAAGAUGAUCAAUCCCUUUUUCAUCUUCAAAUGGCAGCAGAACUUCUCAUGUGUAAUCCUCGAGCACUGGAAGAUGCACUCUGUAAGCGUGUAAUGAUUACCCCAGAAGAAAUUAUUAAAAGAAGUCUUGAUCCACUUGGUGCAACAGUUAGCAGAGAUGGUUUAGCCAAGACAAUUUAUUCUCAAUUGUUCAACUGGUUGGUGGAUAAAAUCAAUGUCUCAAUUGGGCAAGACCCUAGCUCAAAAUGUUUGAUUGGGGUCCUUGAUAUAUAUGGUUUUGAAAGCUUCAAAACUAAUAGUUUUGAGCAGUUUUGUAUUAAUUACACGAAUGAAAAGCUGCAACAACAUUUCAACAAGCAUGUCUUCAAGACGGAACAAGAGGAAUAUACCAAAGAGGAAAUUGACUGGAGCUACAUAGAAUUUGUUGAUAACAAAGAUGUCCUAGAUCUCAUUGAACAGAAAAAAGGUGGGAUCAUUGCUCUACUUGAUGAAGCCUGUAUGUUUCCGAAAUCAACUCAUGAAACAUUUUCAACAAAGCUUUAUCAGACAUUUAAAAAUAAUAAACGCUUCAUCAAGCCAAAGCUGACCCGGUCAGAUUUCACCGUUGUUCAUUACGCAGGAGAAGUACAAUAUCAAUCCGAUCAAUUUUUAGACAAAAAUAAAGAUUAUGUUGUUCCUGAACAUCGAGAUUUGUUGAGUGCUUCAAAAUGCCCCUUUGUAGAGGGUCUUUUCCCUCCGGUUUCUGAGGAGGCAGCCAAAUCUUCGAAGUUCUCAUCUAUCAGUUCGCGGUUUAGGCUACAACUGCAACAAUUGAUGGAAACUCUAAAUUCUACAGAGCCCCACUACAUAAGAUGUAUAAAGCCAAAUAAUCUCUUAAAACCUGCAGUAUUUGAGAAUGUCAGUGUCAUCCAGCAACUACGUUCUGGUGGUGUUUUAGAGGCAGUCAGAAUAAAAUGUGCUGGAUUCCCUACUUACAGGAAUUUUUCGGAAUUUUUAACUCGUUUUCGUAUCCUGGCACCAGAGGUCUUGAAAAUUGAGUGUCCUGAAAAUGAAGCCUGUAAAAAGAUUUUGGAGAAGAUGGGGCUUAAAGAUUAUCAGAUAGGGAAAACAAAGGUUUUUUUAAGAGUUGGUCAGAUGGCUGUGCUUGAUGCACAGAGAACACUCAUGCAUGGCAACUCAGCGAAGGUGAUUCAAACACAGGGCAGAACUCUUGUUACUCGUAAAAAGUUUGUUAGUGCACAGAUGGCUUCUAUUUGCAUACAAUCAGUUUGUAGAGGAGAAUUGGCUCGCAAGUUAUAUAAGCUGAAGAAACAGGAGUUUGCCGCCGUUAAAAUUCAGAAGACUUCACGUAAACGCCUGGCGAGAAAAGAUUAUCUCAGAAUGAUCUUCUCUUCAGUUCUCUUACAAGCACAUCUACGGGCAAUGGUUGCUCGUGAUGAUUUUAAAUCCAAGCGUUUGGCAGCAGUUAUUAUUCAGUCAGGUUUACGUGCAAUGGCUGCUCGUGAUGAUCUUAGAUAUAAAGUAGAAGCGGCAGUUGUUAUUCAGACAGGUUUAAGGGCAAUUGCUGCUCAUGGUGCCUAUAGAAAAAGAGCAAAAUCCAGGGCAGCAGUUAUUACUCAGACUGACUUGGAAGAACCAAAGGAAAAAGAAGCAACAAAGUCGGAGGCCUCUAAGCAAGCUAAAACUGACUUGGAAGAAGCAAAAGUAGAAGAGGCAACAAAGUUGGAGUCCUCUGUGAAAGAUAAGAAUGGCCCUAAAGAAGCAAAAGGAGAAGAGUCAACAAAGUUGGAGUCCUCUCUGAAAGUUGAUGAAAAAAGUGUGUUGGUUGAGAGUCGGGCUGCAGCAAUAGAAAUUGACAAAACAUCCCCUAUGAUCCAAAAACUUCCAGGUCCAGAUCAAGAUGCUGACAUAAUUAAGAUUCUUACUGCAGAAGUCGAAAAUUUGAAGGUCAUGUUGCAAGCAGAAAAACAGAGAGCUAAUGAGUUUGAAGGGAGAUAUCUAGAAGCCCGGGUAUCAAGUGAGCAAGGACAUAAAAAAUUAGAGGAGACUGAAAGAAUAGUACAUCAACUUCAGGACUCUUUGAACAGGAUGAUAUAUUGCAUGUCGAACCAAGUUUCGGAGCUCAAAACAAUAUUGUGUACUGCAUCAAAAUCAAGUUCAACUUCUGGGCCUCUUGUUAGACACGAAGGAGUUGAUAGCAUUUCCAGUAACUCUGAAUGUUCAUCCACUGACUCAGAAUUUAAUUUUCCAGCUCCAGUUUCAACUUCAACUAACAUUUCUUCCCCAGGCCCCAAUUCUGUCCCACUUAUAGUUCAGGACGUUUCUGCUGGAGAAGUUUCAGGAUGUGAAAGUAAGAACAAUGAAAAGGUGAGGAAGGAGGGCGCUUUUGAUGACUUCUUCUGAUGGAGCUUGCACUAAUAACUUUUUCUUUCUUUCUUGCUUGCUUAGACACGGGUUUCGUAAACGUCAUACUUUUGGCAUUGUAUAUACGACACCAGACUUGAACAUAUCGUCCCAUACGCUUCAUACAAGACGAUACAUGGACAAAGUUCUCUCAGGAAGCUGUAGGUCAAAUUAGUCAGGUAGUGUUAGCAAAGGGUCAAAUGUAAUUAGUUGUAGAGUAGUACUUAGUCUGAGCUCAUUCACUAACAUCCUUUGUGAUAUAAAAACCCUCUUAGUUAAGUUCAUUUUUCCUCUA